Aegilops tauschii subsp. strangulata is the source of this 4373-nucleotide messenger RNA. RefSeq names its product pentatricopeptide repeat-containing protein At3g29230. Gene Ontology annotation, biological process: RNA modification. The record is from RefSeq and is a predicted model, not a curated record. Lineage: Eukaryota; Viridiplantae; Streptophyta; Magnoliopsida; Poales; Poaceae. Gene Ontology annotation, molecular function: RNA binding; protein binding.
AUACCUUGUAGUAGCACACUGCCUAUCCCGGGAGAAUGUUUUUGGCGCUGACCCACAUGUCAUCGAGCAAGACCACAUCCGCAGGGCCUUCUCCUUGCCUGAGCAGCUCCUCUUCCCUCUCCGGCAACAAUUACCGCAAACCACCGCCCCCUCACCGGCGGCAAUCACAGCGGCGCCAUAGCCAGUCCGAACGCCAAUGUCCACCGCUGCCUCUGCGCUCCGCCCGGCGCCGCGGUGGGUUGCGCCGUCGCAGCGCCGGCUCGUGGAGCAGCACCUGGCGUCACUGCCCCACGGCCUCCAGCGCCUCCACCACGUGCAGGAGCUCCACGCGCAGCUCCUCAAGCACGGUAUCCACCUCGACCCGCUCACCGCCUCCAAGCUUAUCUCCUCAUACGCGCUCCAGCGCCGCCUCCCGGCCUCUCGCCGCGUCUUCGCCUCCUUCCCCAAUCCUCACGCCACCACCUUCCUCCCGAACACCCUUCUCCGCGCCUACGCGCUCAAUGCCCUGCCCCACGCCGCGGUCUCUGUCUUCUCCGCCAUGCCCCAGCGGGACAGCUUCACCUACUCCUUCCUCAUCAAGGCGCUCUCCUCCGCGGGCUUGACCCCCCUCAGGGCGGUGCACUCCCACGUCGUUAAACUCGGGUCCAUCGAGGACACCUAUGUCGGGAACGCGCUGAUCGACGCCUACUCCAAGAACGGCGGGUUUUUGGACGCCAGCAAGGUGUUCGAGGAAAUGCCUAGCCGGGAUACCGUAUCCUGGAACUCGGCCAUGGCUGCGAUGGUGCGACAGGGCGAGGUGGCAAGUGCGAGGAGGAUGUUUGACGAGAUGCCGGAGAAGGACACUGUAAGCUGGAACACCGUGCUGGACGGGUACACCAAGGCUGGGAAGAUGGAGGAGGCGUUCGAGCUGUUUCAGUGCAUGCCAGAGAGGAAUGUGGUGUCGUGGUCGACGGUGGUGUCUGGUUACUGUAAGAAGGGUUACAUGGAGAUGGCUCGAGUGAUCUUUGAUAAGAUGCCAACCAAGAACUUGGUAACGUGGACGAUAAUGGUCUCGGCAUGUGCCCAGAAUGGGCUUGUUGAGGAGGCUGGACGGUUGUUUACUCAGAUGAAGGAAGCUGCUGUGGAACUUGAUGUGGCUGCGGUUGUGAGUAUCUUGGCUGCAUGUGCAGAGUCAGGCUCGCUUGCUCUUGGGAAGAGGAUUCACCGGUACGUGCGGACGAGGCAACUGGGGAGGUCGACCCAUGUGUGCAAUGCAAUGAUUGACAUGUUUUGCAAGUGUGGGUGCGUAAACCGGGCUGAUUAUGUGUUUGACACUGAAAUAGCUGAGAAGGAUUCAGUGUCAUGGAACACCAUAAUUGGGGGAUUUGCGAUGCAUGGGCAUGGAGACAAGGCGCUGGACUUCUUUGGCCAAAUGAAGCUACAAGGGUUCCGUCCUGAUGCUGUGACAAUGAUCAACGUUCUUAGUGCAUGCACACACAUGGGGUUUGUGGAAGAGGGACGCCGGUAUUUCUCCAAUAUGGAGAGGGACUAUGGCAUUGUGCCACAGAUAGAGCAUUAUGGCUGCAUGAUUGACCUUCUUGGUCGUGGAGGGCUCAUCGAGGAGGCUGUUGACCUGAUAAAAAGCAUGCCUUGGGACCCUAAUGAGGUAAUAUGGGGGUCCCUUCUCAGUGCAUGCCGACUGCACAAGAACGUGGAGUAUGCAGAAAUUGCAGUGAACGAGCUCAGUAAGCUGCAGCCCUCCAAUGCAGGGAACUAUGCUGUCCUUUCAAACAUCUAUGCAGAGGCUGGGCAGUGGAGUGACAUGGCAAAGGCAAGGAUGCAAAUGAAAGGAACCGGGUCUCAGAAGUCAGCAGGAUCAAGUUGGAUUGAACUUGAUGAGGCAUUCCAUGAGUUCACAGUGGGGGACAGAAAACACUCAGACUCGGACCAGAUAUCUGAGAUGGUUGAUAGGCUGAGUUCACAUGUUAAGGAUGUUGGCUGCCUUCCAACAGCUAACGAGCUACUUGUGCAGUGAGUCCUUUGCCAAGGGUAUGCUAAAUUGCUCAUGUCACAGUCACAAAUGUGAAAUGCUUUCAUGAGGUGUUAGCAUUGCACGGCGCAAUCUAUGUAAGCAAGCACCAGCUCCAGUGAAUCCUGCAAUCAAGAAGAUGCUGUGACUUGGUACAGAAUUACCCACGAUGGACUGGAAACCCAGACAUGUGUUCAAGCAUUUCUCAGCAUGUGCUCUUCUGCCAUCAGGUAGUGAGAGAGAUAUAAUUGUGUGCGAGAUAAGUUUCCGCAUAAAUCAGUAUUGAAGUUUUUUUAAGAGAUUUCGCCAAAUUUUAUAUGGAGGUAACAUGUAAAUGCAAUCUCCCUACAAUAAUCAAGGUAGAGUAUACCUGCCUUUUCCUUAUUUUCUCAGUAAGGCACCCGGAAAUCAAAUGUAUCUUCUUUUAGAGAGACUAUGCUGAUGCAUGACACACCCGGAAGCACAUCCUACCGAGCCACGAACAUAUAGCAAGUCAUAUCAUCCUGCAAUGGUCAAAUUAUCUAGCAAAUGCACCAAAGUAUACCAGCUAAAAAUCAAAGACAACUGAAAUCACAGUACACAACACAAAUUAUAAUGCACAAUAAGGCCCUGUUUGGAACAAAGGAAUUUUGGAGGAUAUGAUCCCUGUAGGAAAUAUUUCUUUGGUACCGUUUGGAACAAAGGAAAAGAUAUCCCUACAAUUAUUUGAAUAUUUUUUCAUAGAUUUUGGGUGUUUCUAAUAAAUUCUAUGGGCUGCAAACACCUCAACGGUGUUCCGAACACUAAGUUACCAACAUACACUUUCUGGUAAAAAAUAUCAUUUAGCAAAGAUCUUAGAUUGAAGGUGGUUAUCCUCUUUACCCCAGGAAAAAUUUAGUGCGUCAAUUUAUUUCUUGCUCUAAGUGCAUCGGGCUAAAUGACAAGAAAGUAUGACUAAAGAGAGCAAAGCUUUUUAUCUUUAGUUGGCUGAGAACCGCCAACAAAAACCAGUUUUAAGUUGUCAUCGACAUUGGAGUCUUCACUGCAUGGUACUGUACAUAAUAGUCUCAGUUUGCUUGAGAUGUUCUUUGAAGUGUAAUAGACCAUACUAAGUUUUAGUCUGGGUCCGAUCUUUCGCUUUCCACACCUCGCCUAGUUCCUGCCUUUCAGUCUUGUAACAGUACUCUUUAUAUAUAUAUAAGGAUUUUGAUUGACUGACAGAACAAGCCAGCUCAGAAUCUUUGCUACGUUGCAAGAGACGAUCAUGAAAUGAUGAAUCUAUUUUCAAGUGCUUCUUGUUUCUUCUUAACAUGCCUGAAAAAAGAGAGACAUAAAUAGGAAUAUCUUUGUUGGAGUACUAUAUAUAGUUGUGUAGCCUUUUGUAUUUCCCCAUUGUAUAAAGGGCUUUCUGCACAUUUUCUGCACUUGUGCAUGGCCUAUGACCCCAUUGAAAUACAAGCUGCAUCUGUAUAGUUUCUAAGCUCCCAGGAAUUACAGCGCUGUGGUUGAUCGAGGCUUUUAGCCGCUCUCGUGGCCCCACCUGUAACUGUAAGUGUAUAUGCGCUUUAGUCGGUUUGACCGCACGUCGGUUCUCUUCCCUUUCCAACCUAUCUGCUAGCCCCUUCCCUGAAUCCCGAUCCCCUUCCUCGUCCCCCUUCCACCGUGUCGCCGCCUCCGCCACCGCGCCUGCCUCCUCUUCGAUGUUGCGCCACACCCAGUUCCCCGUCCACCUUCGUUCCUCCCCGCGCCCUCUCCUCUGCGCCUUUGUGCCGGUCGCUGAGACUUGCCUCUACCGGUCUACGGUGCUGGCGCUGGCGAUCCGUUCCGCGCGGUGCUUGUUCGCCUCGGCUCGGCGUUCGCAAAUGAUUCUUCCUUAACCUCCUCUGCAGUGCCACUAACCCACUGCCGCGCCACCCGGCUCAUCUCUCGCUGUCCACGGCGAGGCAAUGGCCGGCGGCAGCGACGCGAGGGGCAUGUAGAGCAGGCGGCGCAGGAAGUUUCCACGGCCCUAGCCCAGCAGUAUGGUGGCGACGAGGGAGUUCGAACUGGCGAUGUGCUUGUCGUGAAGUGGGAAGGUCAUCAAUUCCAAAGCAUUGAUGCGCUUGAUCUGGUGGCUCUGUGCCUCAGCCGCACACCAACCCUACGACCACCAUGGCGAGCUUGGAACCCCUCCCUGCUUUAGGCUACAUAAUUAUCUUCCUAAUUUGCUCAAAGGUAUGUGUAUUGUGGCCCUCAGAAGCAGUUCUAAGAUUCUUAGUGUUAUGGUGUGAAUUGCAUAAUGAAUAACUCAAAAUGCAGAUCAUUAUUUUACAAUCAUUACUAUUAUAAUCUCCAUCUUCAUGCGUGAUAUGUUGCAUAUCCGCUAAUAAAAGGUCGUUUCUCUAUU